UGUUAUGCAUUCUUGGCAACAACCGAUAGGAAGCUUCAUGCCCCUGGUGCUAGUUUUAUUUUUAGGGUCAUUCAGUGAUCGACAUAAAUUGAGGAAACCGUUUUUGCUCAUGCCGAUCAUAGGAGAAAUAUUUGGAAAUGCAGGUUGACAAACUUAAAUUGAGAAAUUAAAAUUACUUUAAAUAUAUUUUUAUUUCAUCUAGGCAAACUGCUCUUAUAGUGACGCUACUACUGCGAAAAUUUAUGCACCGCAGGCACUUUGAGUCAUUUUCUUUGUAAACAGCCGUUUCCACACACUUAAUUCGUUUUCUCUGAACAUUUACAGAGAUACAGUCAUUCCAGUCGCAUUGGUUUUGGAUCUCGCGUAUGCUCAUGUUGAAUGGACGUCCUCAAAAUUUUUUUUCAUAGUUUUCAUAUUAACUUUAAAAUUUCAGGCGAUAGACUUUUUAAUUCACCUUUUUUCGAUUAAAACAGUAACAACUUACCUACUUCAGUGAAAAGUUGCUUUUAUAUGCAAAAAGUUUCUAGAUAACACUCCCAGUAUAAAAUAGGAACAGCCUUUCUUAUUGAAGAUGAAAAGAUUUCGUCUACAAAAGUAUUAGUGAACUGUUUUGAGGAUUGAGAAUAGAAUAGAACAAAAAAUCCUUUAUUUUUAACUUGGCUAAGAGUGACGGCAGUAUAUGACAUAUUGUCGCUUUUUUUACAGAAAUAAAAAGUUUUGUUUAUUUUUUUUAUUUAUAUUAUAAUCUUAAAAUACAGUAUUAAUAUAUUUUUACAUAAUGGAUAUCCGUUUUAGUUGCUUUCUAUAAAAUUAUCUUAAAGAUUUUUAGUAAUACGUCCCGAUUAUAUUUUUUUAUUAUCUUAUUUUUCUGAUAUCCUUAUAUUAAAAUAAUUGUUUAAAUGUUUUAAAUUUAUGGCCGUUAAUUGGAAUACAUAAAUUGAGACUCUAAGGUGUAAUUUAUGGUUAAAAAUAGAGAAAUAGUUCCUGCGUGUUAACAGUAAAGCUACUUAAACUAGAAAACGAAAUUUUCUGAUAAUAUAAUAAUAUAAUGGAUAAAAAAUAAUGAUUUGUUUAUCAGAAAACAUCAAAUAAUAAGAAGCCGUAUUAUCAAAAAUUUAAAAGAUAGUCUUUUUUCGAUUUAAAUAAUGGCGAAAAUCAAAUUAAACUAUCAUAGGAAGUAUCUAAAAUGAAUGCAAAAAAAUUUCAGGUCUAUAUUCUAGUUUUCUGAUUCAAAUUUUAAAAGCGCUUCUUUAUUUCUAUGAAAAAGGUGUCACGAUAAAGUGUUUACGAAAUGAGAAUAUCUUUCACAUUAAGAAAGAUAAGGCAAUUUUUUUAAAUUUUCCGAGUCGCUAUUUAAAAUCGGAUUAUAUCAUUUUCCAAGUAUCAAAAAAAUAAUUUUGGUUAGUAUAGUAUGCAACACGUUCGGUAAUAGUAUAUUAUACAACAAGUGCGGUAAACGGCAUUUGACUUACGAGUUUAUUUGACACGAGCGGAGCGCCACGGAGCGAGUUUUUAAUAAACGAGUGAGUUAAUAAGUUAAUAAGAACGUGUUGCAUACUAUACUUUUUCUACGACCGUUAGUUUUUGGAGUACAGUUUCGCCAAACAACACCAAUACAUUCACUGACAUGACCGUCAGAAUAGACAAACGUCAAAAUUCAAAGCGUGGGAAAUAUCUCCGAAAACAUCCGAUUGCUCCAACAUCCAUGCGGUAAAAUCCCGGAAAUGUCCGAGGUGACUCGGAUUCGUGGGAAACGAAACUGACAUGGAUGUAUAAUUUGUGUAAUUUUUAUGAGACAGUUACCACUACAGGCCCAAGGUGUCCUUCAAAAAGUAGUCCCUUCGUUCUUUGGGGGGCAAGUAAUGUUGGUAAUGGCCAGUACGAGUCACAUUGCCGAUGUAACUUCAAAUGAAGCGCGAACGUUGCGGUUGGGAAUAGUGCAAAUUGUCAUUAGUGUAACGGUGCUAUUGGUGCAGCCACUUAGUGGCUUCAUUUUUGUAAAGUCCGGGUACCUAAGCGUAUUAAUCACCGCGGCAUUAUUAAAUACCGCCGCACUCAUGUACUGUGCUUUCUGGAUUAGAGAGAAGUCCUGCGCAUCUCAAGAUACAGAGAAGAGUAUAUUAAUUGACGUAUUUAAUCCGGAACACGCAUUAGACACAUUUAAGUUUCCAUUCAAGAAAAAUCCAGGAAACGACCGAAUCUUAAUUGGUUUAUUUAUUUUGACAGUAUUUGUCUACAGGUGUGCUUAUGAGGGAGAGUCAAGCUUGCUGUUUCUUUAUACUCAAAACAUGUUUGAAUGGACGCCACUGGAAUUUAGCUACUUUUUGACCGCCAACUCACUGGUCUCUCUAAUUGGGCAUUUGUGCGCUAUGCCUCUAUUGGCCAAGGUUCUAGGAUGGAAUGAUUUUGCAAUCACAUUCAUAGCAAUUCUUGAUAAAAUUAUCUGCAAUUUAAUAUUCGGGCUAGCAAAAACUAUUACAGCCUUUUACACAGGAGUUGCAACUAGUAUUUUGGUCAGAGUCUACACCACAGUAAAGAAAUCGAUCGCAACUAAAAUUGUUCCGACAGCCGAUAUAGGAAAAGCUCAGUCAUUCUUAGUGGAGAUGGAUUCAGAAAGUACAGCCACUUCUGUAGAUGAAAAUACCGAAAACUUCUGUGACAACCCAACCAGGGAUACAAUUGCUGAGGGGCUUAUGGGUCUGAUUAAACCAACAGUAGAUCAACUAGUUGAAAGGGUUAGGGCAACAAGAUUAUCUCAACUGGAAUUGAAACAGGCCAUUGACAGUUUAGCUGAAGAAUUGAAAAAAAUUUCUGCUCAGCAAACUUCUCGGGAUCUGGAUAGUUAUGUACGGAAAUUAUUGAACGCGAAGCAGAGGGUUGUAGUGCUUUCUAACGUAUUACAAAAUGCUCAGGAAAGACUAAAUAAAGUACAUCUCUCCAUCGAUAAAGAAGUUGUGAAAAGGAAAAUGCUUUUAAACAAUACAGUUGAAGAUUGUGAUUCAUAA
Messenger RNA from Cylas formicarius (sweet potato weevil), 3005 nucleotides. It is a transcript of the gene Snapin, whose product is annotated as SNAPIN protein homolog. The record is from RefSeq and is a predicted model, not a curated record. NCBI's taxonomy places the organism in Eukaryota, Metazoa, Arthropoda, Insecta, Coleoptera, Brentidae. Gene Ontology annotation, cellular component: BLOC-1 complex; BORC complex; membrane. The transcript has 7 exons. Gene Ontology annotation, biological process: regulation of synaptic vesicle exocytosis; endosome to lysosome transport; intracellular protein transport. Gene Ontology annotation, molecular function: transmembrane transporter activity; SNARE binding. Bases 1791 to 3005 code for a protein of 404 amino acids.